ACCUUAUAGUAUUUCCUAUAUAAACCCUUCUCCACACAUUGUACUCUUUCGUGCCAAAGUACAAAACUUGUACAAUAACAAUCCUCUUCAUAGUAUCAUAACCUCUCUCUCACACUCAAACCUAAACAUUCCUUAAAUUGUCUAUCAAUUUUUUUCACUAUACUAUUUUUCAAAAAAAAAAUAAAUUCACAAGCUAUUUUGAAAAUUAAGUCUCUAGAGUCAUCAAUUUUUACUUUUUUAUUUUACUACAAUGAGCAACAUGAAGAACAAAACAGCAAAAUUGUUGAAGCAAAUCAUAGCUGGUUUAACUUCAAUGACAAAGUCGAAAACUAUGGCUUUAAAAUCGAAAACAAAUGCCAUCAAAGCUCGUUUGAUUAUAUUCUCACUUAUGAAGAAUAAAAAGUUCCUUAUGAGUUCAAUUUCAGAUAAAUUUCAUUCUGUUUGGGGGAGCCAUUCUCAUCAUCAUUCCAAGGAUCACGAAGAUUGUUUAAUUGAAGAAGGUGGUGGAAAUUGUGAUGAACAUCAUCAUCAUAGAGCUUUAGUUGUGUAUAACAACAAUGCUCACACUUACGAAGCGUUGCCAAAUCCAAGCGAAACACAAGAAGCCGAUGAACAAGAUCAAGAAGAUGGAUAUGAUGGUUACUAUGAUGAUGAUGAUAAAUAUCCUGAUUUGACUCACACUCUUUUUGAUUCUGAAGGUUUGGAUUUUGAUGGAUCGGUGAUCGAUAAGGUGAAGAAUUGUAAAGAAGAAGCCGGAAAAGAGUUUAAACUCGAAGAUGAUAUCGAUGAAGUUGCUGAUCUUUUUAUUCGGAGGUUUAAAAGGAAUAUAAUCUUGCAAAAACAAGAUUCAUUGAAGAGGAAGAGGGAAAUGAUCCAAAAGGGUACAACUUGAAUUUCAAGUUCGUUCUUGAUUCAACGACUCUGCAGUGACUGCACAGAAUCCAAACUCGUCGAACUAUAUUAUAUAAAAGCUCAACCUCAUCAUUCUCUCCCUUUAUUAUUGUUUUAUUUUUAAAAAAUAUGGGAGAUUAGUAGGAACAGCUUGGUUUUUUAUUUAUUUAUUAAGAUAUUAUAUUAUAUAUGGUAUUGGUUGGUUGGUUUUUAAUUAAGAUGAGCACAACCUAGAAUUAAUUAACUAGGGUGGUGUGAUUGCUUUGUUCUUUUAUUUUGUUUUCUUCCAUUUUACUUUUGGGUGGUGGUGUGUCAAUGUACUCCACCAUGUGUUCUCUUUUAGAGGUAGUUUUGUAUCAAAUAAAGAAAAGAGAAUAGAAAUGGAACAUGUUGCUUAAGCUUAUAGAUGUUGUAAUGUUAACUACAUCACAUAUGUUGGGGCCUCAA
Trifolium pratense (red clover) is the source of this 1338-nucleotide messenger RNA. RefSeq lists its product as uncharacterized. Bases 251 to 892 code for a protein of 213 amino acids. The transcript has a single exon. The record is from RefSeq and is a predicted model, not a curated record. NCBI's taxonomy places the organism in Eukaryota, Viridiplantae, Streptophyta, Magnoliopsida, Fabales, Fabaceae.